AUGGAUCGUGAGGUUGAAGAAUCUGAGUUUAGACAAAGUGGAUCUUUUGGUCACGCAAGCAGUGUGGCUUCUUCUUUGAGGAGGCGUUCUUUAAGUUUAUCAGAUGCUGUCUCCCAUCAGGUGGACGGUGAUACUGAAAGUGAGUCAGUUUCAGAGGCAGGAGAUAUUGGGGAUCGCGCACUUCACAGCAACAGGUACAGUGGAAGUGGUAGACUUCACUUAUCUGCUGAUAAUGUGGUAGAAAAUGGGAUUGUCGUUCCCAUUCCAGAGGAUGCUCUGUUGCAAUCGUAUGGGGUUCGAUCUCGUGAUCUCGCUGCAUCAAUCACUAUCGCCCCGGUAUCCCCAUCAAUGUUGGAAAGCACAUCUUCUUUGUCCGCUGAAGCUAUUGCACACUCUGGAGACAACAACAAAGAUGAUACAAAGGAGCUUCUAUGGUUAGUGGAGUAUAUAUCAUGCCUUAUUCAUCUUGCCGUGUUUGGUAUUCUUGGGGUGUUAACAAGGUACUUACUGCAAAAACUGUUUGGCCCUGGAGUUGUUGGUGCAACAAAUGACCAAAGCUAUAUGUACCUUGAUCUUCCUUCUAAUAUGGUUGGUUCAUUCUUGAUGGGGUGGUGGGGCGUUGUCUUUAAAAGAGACAUAUCUAAAGUUUCGGAUCAGUUAGCCAUUGGGUUAACAACUGGUUAUUUGGGAAGCCUCACAACAUUCAGUGGUUGGAAUCAGAAAAUGCUAGAUCUCAGUGUUGACGGCCACUGGGUUUUUGCCGUGCUCGGCAUUCUCAUAGGUUUGUUCCUUGUUGCGUAUUCCAUCAUUUUUGGGAUCGAGACUGCCAAGGGUGUCAAAUGGCUUCUCAAGAGGUUAAUCAAAAGUUCAAAACAUGGCAUCUCUAGUUCAAAAAAUAACUGGAAAGUGGACACCUGCGAGCGCCACUUGGCAGUUGUGGUGGUGCUGUUAUUCAUGCUAGGCUUGUUAUAUGGUGUGAGUGGGACUUUGGAGAGAAGAGAGUUCAACAGUGGCAAUAGUGGAGCUCAGCUCUGGUUGGCUUGCAUGGUUGCACCUCUUGGUGUCUGGAUAAGAUGGUUCUUAGCACGACUCAAUGGACGUGGCCUAGGAAAAGCGGGCUUGUUGAAAUGGGUUCCUUUCGGAACUAUGAUUGCCAAUGUAUUAGCUGCUUGCAUCAUGGCAGCCCUAGCAACAGUGAAGAAAGUGGUGAAAACCAAGACUUGUGAUACUGUUGCAACCGGUAUACAGUUUGGGCUGUUGGGUUGUUUAAGUACUGUUUCUACAUUCAUUGCAGAAUUUCAUGCUAUGAGAGAGAGUAGACACCCUUGGAGAGCAUACACAUAUGCUAUGCUCACAAUUAUGAUCUCAUUUGGUUUCGGUACACUGAUAUACUCAGUACCUGUUUGGACCAAGGCAUAUGUUUAGUUUGUUCAGGUUCGUCUUUUAAUUCUUCCUUCAACCUGGCCUAAUGUAGUUGCUGCAGAAUGAUUGCACCUUUCAGCAUACAGUUGAUCUCUCAUGCUAAUAUGAUAUGGGCUUGGCUGAGUAAGCCUAUGUUCUAAUCUAUCGAAGUCAUGCUAGUCUACCCUGGUCAGUUCCUGGUUGAAUCUUCCUGCAUUAAUUGCUGUUGUAGUUGCUGAGAAAUUUGGUAACACUCUGAUCUUCUUAUUUAUGAAAUAUGCCUCUUCGUCUAGAGUACGCUACUUGGAUCCAAUUCACUGGCACAAUUUACUCAACCAAUCCACUGUUGCCAUUUGAUUAGCAAUGGGUCUCAAUAUUGAAUGGGAUCCAACUGCAGCAGUGGAUAGAGUUAGCAAAUUAUGUUAGUAAAUUGAGUAGAAGUCGCGUUGUUGAUUGUAUUUCUUUUUCCGUGAACAAGAAUUUCUUGUUUGCAUAAGGAACAUGAUGAAAUUGGCAUGGGGGAGCCAUAUAUUGUCCGUUGGGGUCAAGUGAUCUAAACAAAUCUAAG
Messenger RNA from Ilex paraguariensis (yerba mate), 1969 nucleotides. NCBI's taxonomy places the organism in Eukaryota, Viridiplantae, Streptophyta, Magnoliopsida, Aquifoliales, Aquifoliaceae. The record is from the annotation of a GenBank genome assembly.